AUGAAGUGGCUUCUAUUAUGCGCUCUAAGUUACGGAGUGGUGGCGAUGCGCGACCAGUCUAUCGCCGUCAAGGGGACCCUGAAAUGCGGCGACAAGCCGGCGAGUAAUGUUCGUAUCAAGUUAUGGGAGGAGGACACCGGACCCGAUCCGGAUGAUCUUCUUGACUCCGGCUAUACAGCUCCCGAUGGUUCGUUCAGACUGGCCGGCGGAACAGCUGAAUUAACCCCAAUUGACCCGAUUUUUAAAGUCUACCACGAUUGUGACGAUGGUAUUAAGCCCGGUCAUCGCAAGGUGAAGUUCUUGCUCCCGAAAUCGUACAUCACGUCUGGGAAGGUCCCGAAGAAGGAGUUUGAUAUUGGAGUCUUGAAUCUGGAAACUGUUUUCCCCAAGGAGGAAAGAGAGCUGAUCAUCUCCAGACGCCGGCGAGAGCACGAGGAACCGAGAAAUCGUCGCCAAUUGAAGACUACGGAGGAUGAACCCGUCGUACCCGAGCAUAAGCAGAAAAUUUCCGAUCCGGAUGUCAUUUUGCUUGCCAAGUCACAGGAUGUC
Messenger RNA from Mesorhabditis spiculigera, 549 nucleotides. The record is from the annotation of a GenBank genome assembly. NCBI's taxonomy places the organism in Eukaryota, Metazoa, Nematoda, Chromadorea, Rhabditida, Rhabditidae.